Molecule: messenger RNA, 3291 nt
Organism: Colletotrichum chrysophilum
Lineage: Eukaryota; Fungi; Ascomycota; Sordariomycetes; Glomerellales; Glomerellaceae
Exons: 6
Coding region: 1-3291 (1096 amino acids)
Biological process (GO): protein import into nucleus
Cellular component (GO): cytoplasm; nucleus
Molecular function (GO): nuclear import signal receptor activity; small GTPase binding
Source: RefSeq, a predicted model, not a curated record
AUGUCCAUGUUGCCGCCAGACGUCCACCAGGAGUUGGGACAGCUCCUGCAAGCUCUGCAGAGCCCUGAGAACUCUGUCCGUACGCAAGCGGAGGAGCAUCUGCAAAACAACUGGACGACCACCCGUCCCGAGGUCCUGUUGAUGGGCCUGGCUGAGCAGAUUCAAAUCGGUGCUGAUGCUUCGACACGUUCUUUCGCUGCCGUUAUUUUCCGAAGAAUCGCCUCCAAGAGCCGCAAAAAUGAGCGCGGCGAGCUCGUCGAUAUGUUCUUUUCCUUGUCCAAGGACCAGGCUGCCGUCAUCCGCCAGAAGCUUCUCGAGAGUUUGGGAGGGGACUUCCAACGUGCCGUACGAAAUAAAAUCAGCGACGCUGUCGCUGAGGUAGCGAGGCAAUACACCGAGAACAACGAUUCCUGGCCCGAACUCCUUGGAGGUCUCUUCCAGCUUAGCAUAGCCCCCGACGCCGAGAAGCGCGAGACUGCUUUCCGCGUCUUCUCAACCACCCCCGGUGUCAUCGAAAAGCAACACGAGGACAACGUUAUCGGAGCCUUUCAGAAGGGCUUCAAGGAUGACUCUGUUCAGGUACGCCUGGCUGCCAUGGAGGCCUUUGCCGCCUUCUUCAGAAACCUGGGCAAGAAGGCACAGCCCAAGUUUUACCCUCUCAUCCCCGACGUCCUCAACAUCCUGCCCCCGAUCAAGGACAGCCAUGACUCUGAAGACCUCAGCGGCGCCCUCGUCGCCCUCAUCGAUAUGGCCGAGACUGCGCCGAAGAUGUUCAAGCCUUUGUUCCAUAACUUGGUACAGUUCGCCGUCUCUGUUAUUCAGGAUAAGGAGCUCGACAACCUUUGCCGCCAGAACGCCCUGGAGCUGAUGGCCACUUUCGCCGAUUACGCGCCAUCUCUUUGCCGCAAGGACCCCACAUACACGAACGACAUGAUCACCCAGUGCCUGAGUUUGAUGACCGACCUGGGCGAAGAUGAUGACGAUGCUGCUGAAUGGCUGGCGUCUGAUGAUCUUGACCAAGAGGAGAGCGACCAAAACCACGUUGCUGGAGAGCAAUGCAUGGACCGACUGGCCAACAAGCUUGGCGGACAGACAAUCCUCGCCCCGACCUUUAACUGGCUUCCUAGAAUGAUGACCUCUAUGGCUUGGAGAGAUAGGCAUGCGGCUCUCAUGGCGAUUUCCGCCAUCUCUGAGGGCUGCAGAGAGCUCAUGAUUGGGGAGCUUAGCCAGGUCCUCGAUCUUGUUGUUCCUGCGCUCAAGGAUCCCCAUCCCCGUGUGCGCUGGGCUGGAUGCAAUGCCUUGGGUCAAAUGAGCACGGACUUCGCGCCGAAGAUGCAAACGGACUACUACGACCGCGUUCUCAAGGCAAUCAUCCCCGUCCUCGACUCCCCCGAGGCCCGCGUUAAGUCUCAUGCUGCUGCGGCUCUGGUCAACUUCUGUGAGGAGGCCGAGAAGUCCAUCCUGGAGCCCUACUUGGAUGAGCUGCUUUCUCAUCUCUUCCAGCUCCUGCAGAAUGAGAAGCGAUACGUCCAGGAGCAGGCUUUGUCGACCAUUGCGACCAUUGCUGAUGCCGCGGAGGCCGCUUUCUCAAAGUAUUACGACACGCUCAUGCCCCUGUUGGUGAAUGUCCUGCAGACGGAGAACGAGAAGGAAUUCCGCCUUCUUCGCGCCAAGGCUAUGGAGUGUGCUACCUUGAUCGCUCUGGCUGUUGGCAAGGAGAGACUCGGCCAGGAUGCCAUGACGCUGGUUCACCUGCUCGCGAACAUUCAGGCUAACAUUACCGACUCUGAUGACCCGCAAGCUCAGUACCUGAUGCACUGCUGGGGUCGCAUGUGCAGAGUUCUUGGACAAGAGUUCCUGCCCUUCCUGCCCAACGUUAUGCCUCCUCUUCUCGAGUUGGCCAGUGCGAAGGCCGACAUUCAGCUUCUGGACGACGAUGACCAGGUCGAGCAGAUCCAACAAGAGGAUGGAUGGGAGCUUGUUCCCCUCAAGGGCAAGAUGAUCGGUAUCCGUACUAGCACUAUGGAGGACAAGAAUAUGGCCAUUGAGCUAUUGGUUGUCUACGCCCAGGUACUCGAGGGCAGCUUUGCCCCUUACGUCGCACAGAUCAUGGAGAAGAUUGCUCUCCCAGGCCUGGCUUUCUUCUUCCAUGACCCGGUCAGGUUCAUCUCUGCCAAGUUGGUACCCCAGCUCCUCAGCUCUUACAAGAAGACGUAUGGAAGUCCUUCCCCAGAACUCAGCGGAUUGUGGGCUGCCACUGUCGACAAGCUUCUUGAGGUGUUGACCGCCGAGCCUGCUAUCGAUACUCUGGCCGAAAUGUACCAGUGCUUCUACGAGUCGGUUGAGGUAGUUGGCAAGGGCUGUCUGACAACCGAUCACCUCUCUCGGUUCAUUGACUCAGUUCACUCCGCCAUUGAGGAUUACAAGGACCGUGUCGCUCAGCGCGCUGAAGACAAGGAGGGUGCGACUGCUGAGGACGCAGAAGAUGAAGCUGACGAUGUUCUGUUGGCCAUUGAGGAUGACCAGACGCUCCUUUCAGACAUGAACAAGGCUUUCCACGCCAUCUUCAAGAACCACGGAUCCGCCUUCCUCCCUGCCUGGGAGCGCCUAAUCAGCACCUACGAAGGCUUCCUCAAGUCAGAUGACCCGACGCAACGCCAGUGGGGUCUUUGCAUUAUGGACGACGUUUUGGAAUACUGCGGGCCCGAAAGCCAGCGCUACGCCAACUACAUUACUCAACCUCUUGUUGACGGCUGCAGGGACUCAUCACCGGCUAUCCGCCAGGCCGCUGCGUAUGGUAUCGGUGUGGCUGCUCACCGUGGCGGUGCUCCCUGGGCUCAAUUCCUGGGCGGCGCCAUGCCUUUUCUCUUCCAGGUCACGCAAGUUCCCGACGCGCGCAGCGAAGACAACGUGUACGCCACGGAGAACGCUUGUGCCGCUAUCGCCAAAAUUCUACACUACAACGCUAGUUCUGUCCAGGAUCCCAAUGGCAUCGUGACUCAGUGGAUUGAGACUCUGCCAGUUACCAACGACGAAGAAGCGGCGCCGUAUGCGUAUGCCUACUUGGCUGAGCUCAUUGACCAGCAACAUCCCGCGGUUAUGGGCCAAGCCGGUAAGGUUUUCGUUUUCACCGCUCAGGCAUUGGAAGCAGACACCCUUCAGGGGCAAACGGCCAGCCGCGUUGUCACGGCUAUCAAGGCGCUCCUCUCCGCGGCGGGCGUGAACCCCGCACCCCUGCUCCAGCAGUUCUCACCCGAGGCCCAACGUACGAUUACGGCCUACUUCUCGUAG